Messenger RNA from Exaiptasia diaphana, 941 nucleotides. Its product is annotated as homeobox protein Hox-A5a. Gene Ontology annotation, biological process: regulation of transcription by RNA polymerase II. The transcript is spliced from 2 exons. Gene Ontology annotation, cellular component: nucleus. Lineage: Eukaryota; Metazoa; Cnidaria; Anthozoa; Actiniaria; Aiptasiidae. Gene Ontology annotation, molecular function: RNA polymerase II cis-regulatory region sequence-specific DNA binding; DNA-binding transcription factor activity, RNA polymerase II-specific. The record is from RefSeq and is a predicted model, not a curated record. The coding region runs from base 11 to 604 and encodes 197 amino acids.
AUAAAACACUAUGAAUCCCUCAACAUAUUACGAUUUUACUGACCCUGCUCAACAUGGUGCGAGCAGUGCAGKUCCACAGUACCCAUUCAAUCCCAUGAGUACGGUGUACAAUACGUCUUCCAUGCAGACUUCUUACGCUGUACAAGAAGUGUCAAUGCAAUGYACAAGUUCAUGGGCGGCAGGCGAGUUGUCACAAGGGCAGUCAAGAAGCUUUCUGCAAAACGCCACCGAGAUACCGAAAAUUACUGAACUACAGGUUAACAGUGAGUCUCAGCAAGUAGCCGAAAGGAARCCAGUUCUUCCAGUGAAACAUCGGCCGUCAUGGACCUCGGCGAGCGUUCGUUCUCGAUCAAGAACAGCCUACACACAAACACAACAACUUGAAUUAGAGAAAGAAUUCCUGUACUCAAGAUACCUAACCAGAACAAGAAGACUAGAACUCGCUAAAUCACUUGGACUCUCUGAAAAACAUCUUAAAAUAUGGUUUCAAAAUCGACGYAUGAAACUCAAGAAAAGCRAGAUGAAUUUCUGUAAAGGAAAAGCUAACACUAGUGAAAUUCGUCAGAUGUACGAUGAUGACGGGGUGACUCAGUUUUGGGAAUGAACUCUUCUGAACAACCGCUACCGCGUGGAUUAAAUGAAAAAACUUUAUAUUAUACUCAACACGAAAUUAAAUACUUUAUAAAAUGGACAGUAAAUUAUAUAUAUGUAUAUUGAUGAUGCCAUUAWUAUAAUGUCGAAGAGUGCAUGGUCUUCGGUAAAACAUCCAAAAAAUUACGAAAGUAAUACUGAUGCAGAAUACUAUGGGUGAGGUAAACUUCAUAUUCUUAUAUUUUCAUGUUUUGCUAUAUUCUAAUAAUACUGUAAAUAUCAAAAAUCAAAAAAAGGAUUUWUAUAAACAGUUAAAUCRCAUUAUAAAAUAAAACAAAUAGCCACUGUUU